Molecule: messenger RNA, 861 nt
Organism: Fonsecaea erecta
Lineage: Eukaryota; Fungi; Ascomycota; Eurotiomycetes; Chaetothyriales; Herpotrichiellaceae
Exons: 2
Coding region: 1-861 (286 amino acids)
Source: RefSeq, a predicted model, not a curated record
AUGGCAUCUCAAGCUGACGAAUCGAUGGAUGGUGGUCGCGGGCGCCAGCACUAUUCUGACCAGCCUGAUCUAGAGAGAAAAGGGGCGCAGCCUGAAGUUGCUUCGAUUACCAAGACGUUGAAGAGGCUUUUCCGGCAGAUACUCGCGCAGUGUCGCAGAGACUAUGGCUCCGGGGAAAUAACGGCAACAGCAUCUCUGAACGGCGCCAGCCGACUUUCAGAAAAAGAUACCUCGCUCGACAAACGAGCAAGACAAUGCUGCUUUUUGUGCGUGCGCAACCGAGACAAAGUGUUUGCCAUCAUUGUUCCCUGCCUCAGACCGACCAGCUUGUUGCGACAAGCUGUGAAAAACCGCCUUGAAGAUGCGGGCCUGAUGGCUAUUGAGAGCGAUGCUGCGGUCUUCGAGAGAUUGCACCUGGCAUGCUUCAAGUACUACGGUGCAUGGAAGAGGUACCUCCCCUACUACGGAGUUACUAAGGUGGAAGAAAUUCAAUUCCGAGUUGCUGGAAGGGUUGGGAGGGACAGGGCUUUCCCAAUUGUCGCGUCUCUGCUAGACAUUGGAAGAAUUCAAGAAGUGCUAAAUGACAUGAUUCUUGAGAAACGAGAUAACGAUGAUUAUGAUCCGUGCCUUCUUUGCAGCGCCGGCUUCGGCCACAGCCACAGCGUCUUCUGCAGACGUGCAAUGAAGUCGAGGGGGGACUCACUGUGUAUUAUGGAUCUGUCGCCGCUAGCUCACCGUUACAACAAGAAACUCCGCAUGCUCGACCUCCUGACAAAGUGCGGACGCAGGCCAUGGGAGGCCAAUGGCUUGCAACUGGUUGACGGAAUGGCUGGGGGGAAUUUGAUAUACCAACUCAAGUAA